UUUCCUAUUUUUCGUAGUACAUGAAUGCUGAAUAGUCUAAUGAGUGAAACCAAUCCGGAUCGAAGCAGCUUGGUCCUCGAUAAGCUACUUUCAGUGACUUUCAAACUUCCUCUACGGGCGAUGUCCGACGUAUAAACAGUGCAAUUUACUUACCGACUACUGCAUUACAGCUCGUGGAUCGUGAUUUAUGAUUUUUUAUUCCCCGAUAAAUACAGUAUAAAAUAAACAUUCCCUCCCCCUACGCUGUACGCUCAUCACAACGUACCUUAUUCUUCGCCUCUUUCCUCUCUUGUGUCUCAUUGAGUAGCUCUCAACCUCCGUUUCCGUCGGCCAGACUCCUCCAUUUCAGGUAACGGUCAAAUUCGAUGAAGAUGGAAGUCAUAGGUGGCUAAAGGUUAUAUUUAAGUUUGCUUUGACUGUUAUUAAGGCAAUGUGUGGAGGACGGACUAAAUUUGGAGGUUUGGGAAGUGCUUUGCGUAAGGGAACCCAGGGGAACUGCUCUCGAAACAGGAAAUCUGGAAUGGAAUUUGAAUCGGACUGGACAAGACACAGAAAGUCCUCUGUUUUGACUGCUCGAGCAAUCCGUUCUGCAACAGCUUUUAUGCCUUGGUCCCGUAAAAUCCCUAUAGGUGAAGGAUAUCAUGAAUUCCUCUAAUUAGAUCUUUCUUCAAGAAGGUUCGCACUUUCCCUGGAGAGGGACAAUUUGUUUUACACGACCAUAAGUUGCCUUAAGCUCUAGUUUCAAUAAUGCCGGCCUUUGUAAGUGGGAAGAAGAGAUUUACCGAACAAGCUGGUUGUUUCUCUGAUAUGGUCAAGCAAAAUUCAUCACUCGUUUCAAAGAGUAACGUUCAUCAGCAUGAUGAUGAUUUUGAUAGCCCGAUUCUGCCCGGGCUUCCGGAUGAUGUGGCAAAACAGUCCCUCGCACUCGUUCCUCAUUCCAACUUCCCUUCCAUGGCUGCUGUUUGUAAGAAGUGGAGGUCAUUUCUGCGAAGCAAAGAGUUCCUUGCCGUGCGCAAAUUAGCUGGGCUGCUUGAGGAGUGGCUAUAUGUAUUAACCAUUGAUCCUGAAGGGAAGGAAAGCCACUGGGAAGUUUUGGAUUGUUUCGGUAGAAAGCACCGCCAACUGCCACCAAUGCCUGGUGAGGCCAAGGCUGGGUUCGGUGUGGUGGUUCUCAAUGGAAAGCUUCUAGUAAUCGCUGGCUAUUCAGCAGGUAAUGGGAGGGGCCUUGCUUCAGAUGAAGUUUACCAGUAUGAUUCUUGUCUCAACAGCUGGAGCCGACUGGCAAAUAUGAAUGUGGCCCGCUAUGACUUUGCAUGUGCAGCAGUCAAUGGUAAGGUGUAUGCUGUUGGCGGCUAUGGUAUUGAAGGUGAUAGCCUGUCCAGUGCCGAAGUGUAUGACCCGGACACGGACAAGUGGACCCUGAUAGAGUCCCUUCGACGCCCCAGGUGGGGCUGCUUCGCCUGCGGCGUUGAGGGCAAGCUCUAUGUAAUGGGUGGGAGGUCGAGCUUCUCCAUUGGGAACUCGAGGUUCGUGGACGUUUACAACCCGGAGAAGCACGCAUGGGGCGAGAUGAAGAACGGGUGCGUCAUGGUCACAGCCCACGCUGUGAUCGGAAAGAAGCUCUUCUGCAUGGAGUGGAAAAACCAGAGGAAGCUGGUGAUAUUCAAUGCUGAGGAUAGCUCGUGGAAGGUGGUGCCGGUCCCCUUAACUGGGAGCACGAGUAUAGGUUUUCGUUUUGGAAUAUUGGGUGGGAAGCUGCUGUUAUUUUCACUCGAGGAGGAUCCUGCGUAUCGUACUCUGUUGUAUGAUCCCGAUGCAGCCCCGGGAUCUGAGUGGCAGACCUCAGAGAUAAAGCCAUCCGGGAUGUGCCUGUGCUGCGUGACCAUAAAAGCGUGAAGGGCAGGACCAUUCGAAGACGUGGAGUUCCUCGGGCGAUUGGUUAACCGUGUGGGGUCCUGUGAUUUGCAUUCGAUGGAUAAAUUAUAUCACAUUUGGCAGACAUUAUUAUAUCUUUCCAUUGCUUUUCCCUUCUCUGGAGCAAACAUUGAUUUGGUUAGCUCUGUAUCUGCACGUGAAUCUAGAUUUAUAUGGCACUUACAUAAA
Molecule: messenger RNA, 2103 nt
Organism: Punica granatum (pomegranate)
Lineage: Eukaryota; Viridiplantae; Streptophyta; Magnoliopsida; Myrtales; Lythraceae
Source: RefSeq, a predicted model, not a curated record